Messenger RNA from Gadus macrocephalus (Pacific cod), 2208 nucleotides. Its product is annotated as carboxypeptidase N subunit 2. Lineage: Eukaryota; Metazoa; Chordata; Actinopteri; Gadiformes; Gadidae. The record is from RefSeq and is a predicted model, not a curated record. Gene Ontology annotation, molecular function: protein binding. The transcript is spliced from 2 exons. The annotation marks the transcript as partial. Gene Ontology annotation, cellular component: plasma membrane.
CUCCACACUCUUCAUGAACUGCUGGCCUGCAUAGAUAUAGUAGAUAGAAUGGUCUUCUUCACCAUUUCAGUUUUCUUCACCAUUUCAUUAAAGCCCACUAUUUCACUUGAACGGCCCAUUACAUUUUCAGUUCUGUUCCCUUUUCUAUAGACAAUGAACAUGUCUAAGAGAACUCCAUUUCCGGGGGCCUUUUUCCCCAAAGGACUCUUCUUCCUCCUCUCCCUGUCUCUGUUGAUUCUGUAUUCCUCGGAUGCAGAUGGAAACCCAGCGACGGAAACCAAAGAAUACCAAAUGGCUUUCCCCUCCUCCACCACAGAAAUCCCACAGACCUUGAUGCCUUGGGUCACAGAGGUCUUCUUUGUGGAAAGUAAAAUCCCUACCAUCCCAAAAAGAGCAUUUGUGGCCAAUCCUCAGCUUGAAAAGGUGGAGUUCUUAUCCACGCCCACAGUGUCCGUGGAGGCCGGGGCCUUUGAGGGUUUGGACAGCCUCAAGAAACUUGAGAUCGUCGGCACUCUGCUCACGUCCAUCCCAGCGGGAGUCUUCGCCGAAGUCCCACACUUGGAGUCGCUGGUGCUGAAGUCCAACCAGCUUGGUGGUCUUCAGAGGGGUCUGUUUGACGGCCUGAUAAAACUGACACAGCUCCAGCUCCACAUGAAUAGUAUCCAAUCCAUAGAGGACGGCACCUUCGAUGAGCUCAAGAGCCUAAAGAGCCUGCAUUUAGCCAAAAACAACCUGACGUCUAUUUCCCCCAGCCUCUUCUCACAACUCGACGCACUGCAGACAUUACGGCUCUACGAAAACCAACUCACCUCUGUCCCAGAAGAGGUCUUCCUUCCUUUACCCAAUCUGAUGGAAAUUGGAUUACAGGGAAAUCAAAUAACUCAACUAGCACCAAGACUUUUUCCACAUAAAGACAAAUUAAGGAAUCUAUACUUGGACAACAAUCUUCUCACUGAUUUACCACCAGAGUAUUUCACUGGCUUCAGUCUGCUCAAAACACUGACACUGCAUGCAAAUCAACUGACUGGUCUACCAGCGCUUUUGUUCGGAGGCACGCCGAAAUUAACCGAGGUGAGGCUCCAUCAAAACAACCUAAGCAGUCUUCCUAGUGGAGUAUUCAGCCCCCUGACUAACUUAACGGAAUUAGAUCUGUCCAAAAACCAUUUUAAAACUUUAUCUUCCGAAUAUUUUGACGGCAUUGCAAAGCUUAAAAAGCUAUAUUUAUCAAACAACAAACUCAGAACAUUGAAUGCAAACGUAUUUGAAAAGGUAACAUCGGUAACGAUCCUUAAGCUAUCAGGCAAUAUGCUGGAGAACCUUCCGGAAGAUAUUUUUGAACCUUUGAAAGCCCUGAUAAGAGUGGACCUCAAUGAUAAUCCCUGGCGUUGUGAUUGCAAUUUCAUUUAUUUAUACCAAUGGAUGAAAGACAACUCUAAAGUGCUAACAAACACUCCUCCUGUGGUGUGUAAGUUUCCAAAUGAUUUAAGUGGAAGGGAGGUGAUUUCACUAACAGAGGAUCAACUUGUGUGCCCCACCCUUGCUCCAACCACCACUCCUUUACAUACCACUACCAUGGCAACCACCGCCCCAUCUACCACUACCAUGGCAACCACCGCCCCAUCUACCACUACCAUGGCAACCACCGCCCCAUCUACCACUACCAUGGCAACCACCGCCCCAUCUACCACUACCAUGCCAACCACCGCCCCAUCUACCACUACCAUGCCAACCACCGCCCCAUCUACCACUACCAUGGCAACCACCGCCCCAUCUACCACUACCAUGCCAACCACCGCCCCAUCUACCACUACCAUGCCAACCACCAACCCCACUACAACCACCACCGCCCCCACUACAACCACCGCCCCCACUACAACCACCGCCCCCACUACAACCACCACCACCCCCACUACAACCACCACCGCCUCCACUACAACCACCACCGCCUCCACCACAACCACCACCGCCUCCACCACAACCACCACCGCCCCGCCUACUACCAUCCCAACCAUGACCUCCCCCACUACAACCUUCCCAACCACCACCCAAAUUACAACUACCACAACCACCCCAACUACAACGACCACCACCACCACUACCCCAACCACCAUCCUAGCCACAACAACCAUCCCAGCCACCACCCCCACUACAACCACCACCCCCACAACGACUGUCAUCCCAACCACGGCAACCACCCCCACCACCACC